This is a messenger RNA of Amborella trichopoda, 1327 nucleotides long. RefSeq names its product Myb domain protein. The record is from RefSeq and is a predicted model, not a curated record. Lineage: Eukaryota; Viridiplantae; Streptophyta; Magnoliopsida; Amborellales; Amborellaceae.
AACUGCGUUGGGCAAAAAAACGUUUUGCUUACGCGUCCCCUCUCUCUCUCUCUCUCUCGUUGAAAACCCAAUGCCCCGUUGAGCCAUAUCAUAACAGCCACAUCAAAACCAGAGAGGCAAAUAUAAUUCCAUCAGCUUAAAAGGACACCGAAGGAGAGAGAGAUAAAAUCCUAACGGCAUAAAAUGGAGCGGAAGGGUGGAUUUUUUCUUUCCAUUUGAGCUCUCUUUCAGUUAGGACUGUGGUUGAUCUUGUGGUGGAAGCCUAUUCAUAUCCUGGUCGUCCUAUCGAAAUUCAGGGAGUCUACUAAGAUAAGGGCAAGCACCAGUGCUUAAAGGGAGAAAGGCAAGCAGCAGAGCUUAAUUUUGCCAAUGGUUUCAAUAGCAAUUCGGGGCAUUUGUACUACUGCAAACACUCCUCGUCUCACCAAGUUUAUUCUUCAUCCCCCUGGCUGGGUAGAGGUGGAAUUUGGUGAUCGGAGCACAUUUAGUCUCUCUGCUGAAUUUCUACGAAUAUAUAGCCCUGCUGUCAAUAGCAAGGUUCGGACAAUGGGAGGUGAAAAGGUGAUAUGUGGUCGUCGUCAUGUGGGUAUCAUGUCCGCACAACCUGUGGGAAAUUAUGGAGUAAGAAUACUCUUCGAUGAUUUGCACAAAACCGGUAUAUAUACAUGGGAUUACCUUUAUCAUCUGGGGAGCUACAAGUUUACCCUUGUGAGGGAGUACAUCAGAAGUUUAAAAAAGCAUGGACUUUCACGGGAACCCAGUUGUGGAAGAUGAAUUGACGCUCCCAGUAUGUCUUGAAAACUAGAGUAUUUCAAGUUUCUAUUGUACUAGAAAGUUUUGAGCUUUAUGUGGUGGUGCAAAUGUCCUAGUCUAUGAGCGUUUUCGUAUCUUGUUUGGUUUUUAUUUGUUAUUGACUACAAUGGAAGACAAAUUGUGUGUAUCCUUGCGGAAGAGAGAGAAAGGACAGAUGCGGCCCUCCUAUGCUUGACCUAUAUUCUGUGGAUGCUUUUACUUAAAGCUAGCUGUCUAGGCAGUCCAGGGAACCACAUGGGCCUAUAUUCACACCUACAGGGCCCCGCAGGACACCCUGAAGAAGAUUUAAAAGUAGAAGAAGACGGUGAUGGGCCCUGAAUAGAGAGGAAGAAAGAGAAAGAGGGUGGCCUCGAAGUCUUCUCCGAGUCCUCUACAUGUAAGAAGCAAUCAUUUUAUAUCAGCUGUGAAGGAACUAUCUGAUGAUGGAAAGGGACGAUCACUGCCCAAUACGCAUUUCUAAAAACACGCGUUAUGUAAGUUGCAUGUUAAUUUACAAGAUAGUGAUGUAGAAGAA